UUGACAAAAGUUUGCACUUUCCACGACGCCACACCACAACCACCCCCGGGGUUGUUUGCCUCUUGGGUCUUGGCAGCAGCAGGUAGGCACGCCGCCGGCACGAAGGCCAUGGCGGCCGCGCCCCGGCUCAUCACGAUGACGCUCCUGGCCGUGUCAGCCUUAUUGUCCCGACCGGCGGCGGCGGAGCUCGUCGAGCUCACCCUCCUCGCAAACGCUCGGGAGAAGGGCGCGGUCUGCUUGGAUGGCAGCCCGCCGGCUUACCAGCUCCGGAGAGGCUUCGGCUCUGGAUCACGCAGCUGGCUCGUCAAUCUUGAGGGAGGAGCAUGGUGCAACACCGCAGAAGAUUGCUCCAGCCGCAGCCUGACCGACCUUGGUUCGUCUAAGUUCAUGAAACCAAUAGAGUUUGAAGGGAUCCUCAGCAACAAUUGCUCGGAAAAUCCCUAUUUCUACAACUGGAAUAUAGUUGACAUAAGGUACUGCGAUGGGGGAUCAUUUGCUGGGGAUGCAGAGGGCGAAGAUCGGAACGGAACCAAACUUUUCUACAGAGGAUUGCGCAUCUGGGAAGCAGUCGUUGACGAACUCAUGGGAAAAGGAAUGGACACUGCUAAACAGGUCUUGCUUGCAGGUUGUUCUGCUGGGGGUCUUGCUGCACUACUGCACUGCGAUAAUUUUCGUGCACGUUUCCAUCCGGAUGUUCCAGUAAAAUGCCUUUCGGAUGCUGGAUUCUUUAUUGAUGUAAAGGAUUUAUCAGGCCAAAGGUUUAUGCGGUCCAUCUUCAGUGGAGUUGUUCACCUUCAGAAUGUGAGAAAAGUUUUGCCCAAGGACUGUCUUGCAAAGAAGGACCCAACAGAGUGUUUCUUUCCUCCUGAGCUUAUUAAGAGCAUCAGCACCCCGUCAUUUAUUCGGAACUCUGGUUAUGAUUCGUAUCAGGUAGGAAAUGUUGUGGCGCCAGGCGGAUCUGAUCCGGGACAAUCAUGGGCUAUCUGCAAAGCUGAUAUUCGAAACUGUACUUCCACACAAAUUGAGGCACUGAAUGGAUUCCGGGAGAAAAUGGUUGAGGAUUUGAAGGUUGCUCAAGAGAAGAAGGGCUGGGGGUUGUUCAUCGAUUCGUGCUUCAACCACUGCCAAACGCCAUUCAGAAUCACAUGGCAGUCCCCGAUCUCCCUGAGACUUGGUAACAAGACGAUCGCUGAAGCUGUUGCGAAUUGGUAUGUCAGUAAAUACCAUGGAGUGAAGGAGAUUGACUGCGGGUAUCCAUGCAUCAACCCCACCUGUAGCAGUCAGCUCGACCUGUAAUAAUGAGUGAUCUUCGCUAUUCCAAAUCAGAAAUGAUACAGAAAAGGCCAAAUCCAAAAGAGAUAGGGUUCUAUGAAUUUCUCAGAUAUCACAGCAGCCACCUGUGGUCAUGUGUAAA
Sorghum bicolor (sorghum) is the source of this 1414-nucleotide messenger RNA. Its product is annotated as pectin acetylesterase 5. The record is from RefSeq and is a predicted model, not a curated record. NCBI's taxonomy places the organism in Eukaryota, Viridiplantae, Streptophyta, Magnoliopsida, Poales, Poaceae. The transcript has 13 exons. The coding region runs from base 109 to 1296 and encodes 395 amino acids. Gene Ontology annotation, molecular function: hydrolase activity.